AUGAUUAGCAAAGAAAUUCAAGAAGGACAGAAUGCUAUAGAUCAUGUGUUAGAGGCAAUAGCAUGUUAUUUUUUAGCAUUUAUAACUUAUUAUUUUAUUGUUCAUAGAAUUGUGGAUUUACAAAAUUGUAGAGAACAUUCUAAGACAACAAAUGGUGAAGAAAUAACGGCUGAUUUUGCAUUAAUAAUAGAAAAACAAAUGAAAAACAUGUAUCCUGAUUCAAAAAUUAUUGUUUAUGGUUAUCCAAAAGCAGCUGAAGCCAAAGGAUUAUCAAAAUUGUUAUCAAUAAAUCAAAAAAAUUUAGAUGCCAAAAAAAAAGCUAUUAAAUUAAUUUGA
Strongyloides ratti is the source of this 336-nucleotide messenger RNA. RefSeq lists its product as hypothetical. The coding region runs from base 1 to 336 and encodes 111 amino acids. NCBI's taxonomy places the organism in Eukaryota, Metazoa, Nematoda, Chromadorea, Rhabditida, Strongyloididae. The transcript has a single exon. The record is from RefSeq and is a predicted model, not a curated record.